AUCUGAUCAACUACAUCAGACAGUGAUCCUGCCGUUCUCCAGCUCACAAGACAGUUGGUUCUCAGGGUGCUGAUCCGUCUUCAGGCUCCCACCAUGUACUUCCUGUCCAAGAUGUUUGCUGCGGCUCUGCUGCUGAGCCUGACUGCAGCCGCUCCAACUCCUGAGGAGUGUGUCCUUCUGAACAAAACCCUCUCUGCUGAGGAGCUGCCCAUGAUCUUUGGGAAGUGGAUCCUGCAUGAGGCCUACGUUUUGAGCAGCCCUGACUACUACAGCCUGAAACUGAAAAGCACCAACAGCUCCCGGUCUGAAUUUAUCCCUUCAGAGGACAACCAGACAGUCCUUUUCAAACAGGCCAUUGUGGCGGAUGAAAGGUGCACCCGUUAUUCAAUCAAUUUCACUGUAGUGGGAAACACAAUCCAAUUCACAUCUACCACUCAUAAUACCACAUCCAAAGCUGACUUCCUGAAGACCUGUGAUGACUGUCUGAUGAUGCGCCACAGCACUGUUAGAAGGGAUGGAAAAGAGGGCACUUAUCUACUUUUCUAUAAGAAGACAGAUGUGUUGCCACAGGCAGACCAGGAGAAAUCCAGGGAACAGGCCAAGUGCCUGGGCUUCCUACAGCCUCCAGCGUUCAUCUAUGAACAAGCAGAGUUGUGUCCUGAGCAGAGUGACGCCCCCCAGGCUUAGGAACCAGCACAAUAACAAAUGUCUUUGAAAUACAUGGUUAUUAAAAUGCAAAGAAAGA
This is a messenger RNA of Dicentrarchus labrax (European seabass), 745 nucleotides long. RefSeq names its product saxitoxin and tetrodotoxin-binding protein 1-like. The transcript has 6 exons. The record is from RefSeq and is a predicted model, not a curated record. NCBI's taxonomy places the organism in Eukaryota, Metazoa, Chordata, Actinopteri, Moronidae. Bases 94 to 687 code for a protein of 197 amino acids.